UGGGGGGUGGGCAGCGGAGCCGGGGACCCAGCGUCAGCGCCCGCCCGCGCGCGGGUCCCCUCCACGGCCACACGGAGCGGUGCGUGGGACGCGCAUCUCCACCGGCUGUCCCUACCGAGCAGGGUCUGUGCGGACCCUGAGUCAGGCAACCGCCCGGGACGGAGGGCGGGGUUAUCUUCCUCGGGGCUCGUCCGCCGUCAGCCGUGGGAACGCUAACUUCGUCCCCAGGGAUCGGUGGGGGCGGGGGUGGGCGAAGUUCUCCUCCCCUGGAGCUCACCUCCCCCUCCGGGGCCGCCCCUCCCCCGCCUCCCAUGGCACCGCUCUCAGAGCAUCCUCACUCCGCCCAGUUCGGUGCCAGCUGCGUGGGCUCUAGCUUCGUGCGUUUUCCUUGGAAUGCUCCAAAACUCGGCAGCGACUAAGGAAAUCCCAUUGGAUUUGGCCGGGCGUGCUCUCCCUGGGCAUAGCACCCGCACCGCAUGUCCUUGGAUCGAUCGCUCUUCAGCCAGAAGACUGCCAACUGCCAACUUUGCAGAGACAAGGAAAUAGCAUGGCAUGAAACAUGGCUCAGUUCUAUUACAAAAGAAAUGUGAAUGCCCCCUACAGAGAUCGCAUCCCUCUAAGGAUAGUCCGAGCGGAAUCCGAACUCUCACCAUCAGAAAAAGCCUACUUAAAUGCUGUGGAAAAGGGAGAUUAUGCAAGUGUCAAGAAAUCCCUGGAGGAAGCCGAAAUUUAUUUUAAAAUCAAUAUUAAUUGCAUUGAUCCUCUUGGAAGAACUGCUCUCCUCAUUGCAAUUGAAAAUGAGAACUUGGAGCUCAUCGAACUACUUUUAAGCUUUAAUGUCUAUGUUGGAGAUGCUCUAUUACACGCUAUUAGGAAAGAAGUUGUUGGAGCUGUUGAGCUGUUACUGAAUCACAAAAAGCCCAGUGGAGAAAAACAGGUGCCUCCCAUACUCCUUGAUAAGCAGUUCUCUGAAUUCACUCCAGACAUUACACCAAUCAUUUUGGCAGCCCAUACAAAUAAUUAUGAGAUAAUAAAGCUUUUAGUUCAGAAAGGAGUUUCGGUGCCCAGACCCCACGAGGUCCGCUGUAACUGUGUCGAAUGCGUCUCCAGUUCAGAUGUGGAUAGCCUCCGCCAUUCACGCUCAAGACUCAACAUCUACAAGGCCUUGGCCAGCCCCUCUCUCAUCGCACUGUCAAGUGAAGACCCUUUCCUCACAGCCUUUCAGUUAAGUUGGGAGCUUCAGGAACUGAGUAAGGUGGAGAACGAAUUCAAGUCAGAGUAUGAAGAGCUGUCCCGACAGUGCAAACAGUUUGCUAAGGACCUACUGGAUCAGACAAGGAGCUCCAGAGAACUGGAAAUCAUUCUUAAUUACAGAGAUGACAGUAGUCUCAUAGAAGAACAAAGCGGAAAUGAUCUCGCAAGACUAAAAUUGGCUAUAAAGUACCGGCAAAAAGAGUUUGUUGCUCAGCCCAACUGUCAACAACUGCUUGCAUCUCGCUGGUAUGAUGAGUUCCCGGGCUGGAGGAGACGACACUGGGCAGUGAAGAUGGUGACGUGUUUCAUAAUAGGACUCCUUUUUCCCGUCUUCUCUGUGUGCUAUCUUAUAGCUCCUAAAAGCCCACUGGGACUGUUCAUCAGAAAGCCCUUUAUCAAGUUCAUCUGCCAUACAGCGUCCUAUUUGACUUUUUUGUUCCUGCUGCUGCUUGCCUCUCAGCACAUCGACAGGUCAGACUUGAACAGGCAAGGUCCACCACCAACCAUCGUCGAGUGGAUGAUAUUACCGUGGGUCCUGGGUUUCAUAUGGGGAGAAAUUAAACAAAUGUGGGAUGGUGGACUUCAAGAUUACAUCCAUGAUUGGUGGAAUCUAAUGGAUUUUGUGAUGAAUUCCUUAUAUUUGGCAACAAUCUCUUUGAAAAUCGUUGCAUUUGUAAAGUACAGUGCUCUGAAUCCACGAGAAUCUUGGGACAUGUGGCAUCCCACUCUAGUGGCUGAAGCUUUAUUUGCCAUCGCAAACAUCUUCAGUUCCCUGCGCCUGAUCUCACUGUUUACUGCAAAUUCUCACCUGGGGCCUCUGCAAAUAUCUCUGGGAAGAAUGCUCCUGGACAUUUUGAAGUUCCUAUUCAUAUACUGCCUUGUGUUGCUAGCAUUUGCAAAUGGCCUAAAUCAAUUGUAUUUCUAUUAUGAAGAAACAAAAGGGUUAAGCUGUAAAGGCAUACGAUGUGAAAAGCAGAACAAUGCAUUUUCAACGUUAUUUGAGACACUCCAGUCCCUAUUUUGGUCAAUAUUUGGGCUCAUCAAUUUAUAUGUGACCAAUGUCAAAGCACAGCAUGAAUUCACUGAGUUUGUUGGUGCCACGAUGUUUGGGACAUACAAUGUCAUCUCUCUGGUGGUCCUACUCAACAUGUUAAUAGCUAUGAUGAAUAAUUCGUACCAACUCAUUGCUGACCAUGCAGAUAUAGAAUGGAAGUUUGCUCGAACAAAGCUUUGGAUGAGUUAUUUCGAAGAAGGAGGUACUCUGCCCACUCCCUUCAAUGUCAUCCCGAGCCCCAAGUCUCUCUGGUACCUGAUCAAAUGGAUAUGGACACACCUGUGCAAGAAAAAGAUGAGAAGAAAGCCUGAAAGUUUUGGAACAAUAGGGAGGCGAGCUGCUGAUAAUUUGAGAAGACAUCACCAGUAUCAAGAGGUUAUGCGGAACCUGGUGAAGAGGUAUGUUGCCGCAAUGAUCAGAGAUGCCAAAACUGAAGAAGGUCUGACUGAAGAGAACUUUAAGGAACUAAAGCAAGACAUUUCUAGUUUCCGCUUUGAAGUCCUGGGGUUACUAAGAGGAAGCAAGCUCUCUACCGUCCAGUCGGCUCAGGCCACAAAGGAGUCCUCCAACUCUGCGGACUCGGAUGAAAAGAGUGACAACGAAGGCAGUAGCAAAGACAAGAAAAAGAACUUCAGCCUUUUCGAUUUAACCACCCUGAUUCACCCGCGAUCGGCAGCGAUUGCCUCCGAAAGACACAACAUCAGCAAUGGCUCCGCCCUAGUGGUGCAAGAGCCCCCAAGAGAGAAGCAGAGAAAAGUGAACUUUGUGACCGAUAUCAAAAACUUCGGGUUAUUUCACAGACGGUCAAAACAAAACGCUGCUGAGCAAAAUGCAAACCAAAUCUUCUCUGUUUCAGAAGAAGUUGCUCGUCAGCAGGCCGAAAGACCACUAGAGAGGAAUAUUCAACUGGAAUCCCGAGGGUUAGCUUCGCGGGGUGACUUGAACAUCCCUGGUCUCAGUGAACAGUGCAUCUUAGUAGACCAUCGAGAAAGGAAUACGGACACCCUGGGUUUACAGGUGGGCAAGAGAGUGUGUUCCUUCAAGUCGGAGAAGGUGGUGGUGGAGGACACUGUUCCAAUAAUACCAAAGGAGAAGCACGCAAAGGAAGAGGACUCCAGUAUAGACUAUGAUGGAAACCUCACGGACACAGCCACCCACGAAGAUUAUGUGACCACAAGAUUGUGAUACUUGAAGGAGGGAGCGUUGAUCAUACAUAUACAUAUUUUCCAUAGUGCCCUGGGUAGGGGGAGAUGUUUAAAGUAAAUUAGCAAAUGCUAACUUCCACCUCAUAGCAUUUAUCAACUGUCGCAUAUUAACGUGUAACCUGUUUAAAUAAGGCAAAGGCUAUCAAAAACCCUGGUUUCAUAGCCAGCUUUUGCUUUCACAAUUUGUUUUACCUUUUUUUUUUUUUUUUUGGUUAAUAAAUAAACGCACCUUGUAUUCUUGUACUAUUGCAAUAAUCCACAGGAAAUUUUUAGCUCUCUUUUUCAACUAAAACAAAUGCAACUUAUUUCAUGUGGUAGUUGACUCCUAUAGUAGGUAUUUUUAUAUGCAGAAAAACAAUGCAGCUGAAAUAUUAGAGCUUUUCAUAAUUUUGGGGGAUCUCUAGAGAUGGUUACACAUCAAGGACUUUUCGGGCAGCCCUACAAUUUGGCUUUAAAACAAAAAUAUUACCAAAUUAUUUCUGAACAUGUAAAUACAGCACAGAUUAAAGCAAGCAAGCCUUCUUUUCAUGGAGUCGUGAUCAAACCCCCUCCUAAAAUGAAAAGCAGGUGUACUUUGGAGUUCUAGGAUGCCCACUUUUUCAUUUCAGUAAGUAAAAUAAAUGUUUGUCUUAAUAAAUAUUGGUGAUUGAUGAUUUUUAAUGAGACUUUGUCAUGAACAAAGUUUUAUUUCAGGUUUUUUUAAAUUACCUUUUUCAGGUUCAGUUGCUAGUCAGUAUAAAUAUGAGGCUUUAUGAAUAAUAGAAUUUCAAAAUGUGGCAAAAGUUCUCAGUGCUACAAAAGAAUAACAAUAAAUUAGAGUAGGUAAUGCUCCUUAAACAAAGCAAGAUGUUACAUUCUCAUAGGAUCCAUAAAUUCAUUCUAAACUCUAAAUCUAAGCAAAGUUAAAUUCUAUUUCAAUCAGUGCAAUAUUAUUGCCAAUUCAAGAAAAAUACGGAAACCUAAUGGUUUCCUCUUCUUUCCUCCAGUGACUGGUACAUAUUUCUUUAAAAUUAAGAUUUCCAAAAAUCAUUAUUAAUUUUAGCAGUAGAUAUAGAUAUUAAGUUUUCCCCAUACGAACAACAUUCUUAAUUACUUGUUUCUUCUGUUGUUUUCAAAGUAAUUUAUCUUAUAUUCAUUCACUGAACCACUAAAAAGAAAAUGUUUUCACCUAAUAUGAAAAGGCACUGGCAACUUCUUAAAGUUUAAAUUAUGUAACUUGUGACUAUAUAAGCCACCAUAGAAAUAGAAGUUCCUUCACCACAUGCAGUAAGCAUUUAUUUCAAAUCAAUAGAAAAACGAUGAGUUCAUUUUACUUCAGAAAUUACCUCCACAGACUAGACAAAUGGUAUAUAAUUUAACAUUGACCCAAAACUGCAUACUAUUACAAAACCCAGUGUCUGGGGCGGCUGGGUGGCUAAGUCGGUUAAGCGUCCGACUUCGGCUCAGGUCAUAAUCUCGUGGUUUGUGAGUUCAAGCCCCGUGUCAGGCUCUGUGCUGACAGCUCGGAGCCUGGCACCUGUUUCAGAUUCCGUAUCUCCUCCUCUCUCUGCCCCUCCCCUCUGUUCAUGCUCUGUCUCUCUGUUUCUCAGUAAUAAAUAAACAUGAAAAAAUUUUUGAAAAAACACCCCAGUUUCUGAUUACCAUACAUCAAAAAUAAGGAGUAACAGCAAUAACAAUGCCAGCCACCGUUCUAUAUGCAACACGUGUAUUUACACAUAUGUACUACUUACAACAAUGGUGUGAAGUAGCUACUGUUCUUAGCCCACUUUAUAUUUGAAGAAACUGAGACAGGCACUAACGAAGGUUCACAGUUAGUGAUGGAGCUAUGACGGGUCCUUCAGGGCCAAGCCUUUAACCACUACAUGUAACCACUACAUGCCUCUCUGAACAUAAACAGACCAAGCAAAAAAUGUGCACCUAUCGGGCUUACUAUUGAUUGCUGCUUCUGAAAUGGUGCAUUUUGAGAGAGAAUGAGUGUGGAGUUUACUCCAUAAAUGUGUUCCUCUCGUAAAGUAAGAAGAAUGCAUAUAAUUAAAGAUAUAUUGGAUUCAUUAGACUCAAUUAUAUUAUAGAAGUUAGUAAGUUUAAAAAAACAUAUUAGGUAUGGGACAUCAGAAUUCAACCUGGAAUAUUAGAUUUUAGUUUCCAAAUAAGCCACAACCCGGAGGCACUGAGUUUACUGCUCUUUCCCAAAUCUGGUUUUGUCCGAGAGAUAUAGGAAUGGGCCUGGUAGGUUUGGAGAAGCACAAAAAGGCUAAUGAAUGUUCUCAUUGCCUCAAGCACAUUCAUUUAUGUUAGAACGAGUGUGUUAGAACUCACAAUAAGCCCUGGGGAUAGUGAAACACCCAAACUGUUCUAAGUCAGACAGACAUAUAUUCUGUAGAGAAACAUAGACCUGUUCUCAGUAUUUGGAGUAUGUUCCAAUGAUUCUGUUCUGCUUCUGUUGUUAAUGUUGUUUCUUCCAAAGUAAAAAUCGUAUACAUCACCAUUAUACAUACUCUACCAGAAUUUAAUUUCAAAUGUCCUCUGUUUCUUCAAAUGACACCAACAACAAUAAAAACAAAACGAAGCAAAAUUUUCCCAGGAGUUUAUUUAUAUCAAGGGUUAGGGUGCUGAUGUUUUAAAGGUAAACAUGGUGACAACAGAGGGACUUACUUGGAGCCAGUAACACCACACUUUGCAGUGUUCCAAAAAUGAUGGUUUUUAACAACCCUCUGUCAGAUGUCACUGACAGAUGAUGCAUCUAUGAGUUUAAACAAAAUAUUGAAUACUGUUAGUACAAUAUGUCCUAGAAGUGAACAUUAUUCUGAAUACGCAGUGAUGUUAGGUAGCAUUAAUGAAGAUGAACAGUAGGGAAAGAAUGAGAAAACAUAAAACAGCAGGAUUUCAAAUAGAAGGAUAUUUUUUGAAGUCUCUAAAUGAGUAAUUUGGGGUUUUCUUUUCAUUUCCAUUCAUAUUUCUAUGAACAUAAACUCCUAAACACAAAAGAGAGGUUUCAUAUCAUACCUUGUAUAAAUAAUGUUUCUUAUGUUUUGUGUCCUGUUGGCCUUGCUAUUAGUUGCUUACCUUCACUUAUUUAUUCAUAGCCAGGGUUAAGUGGAAGAGUGUCUAGAAAAUUCAGUUAACUCUAAUAGAACUAGGUUAUACUCACAGCACUUCACUUAUCAUGUAUUUUGGAAAACCCAUUUCCAAGAAAAAAAUGCUAUGAAGAUGGACCUCUUUAUUUGUGAUAGAUAUUUUCCUGAAAAUAUCUGUGUUAAUAAAUCUGUAUUAACUGCAGUAGGGAACUGGUUACGUAAAAAAAGAAAACAUGGUAGUGAAAUAUUUUGUAAAAUGAUGAAUUAUUUUUCAAAGUGAUAAUCAUGCUCUAAAAUGUAACUGUUUCAUAAGCUGGAUAUUUGUAUAUCAAAUUUUCUUAAAUUAGAUAUUUUAUUUAUUGGCUGGCAAUUAAACUACUGCAAAAGCAUACCCACUUUCUUGCCUUGACCUAGAUAGCAACUUUAGUGAUACGGACAUACCUUAGUAAUCGAACACACAAAUCCUAACAAAUACCUUGGGUAACUGUUAGGGUAUAAAGAAAGAAACUUGCCAUAUUAUUCUCCAAGAAGCAGUCAAUUUUCCAGCCAGUGUAGAAGGAAUAUGGGUAACCAGUGAUAUAAAGAUGCACUCUUCUAAUAUUCACUAAUCCUUACUAAUUCUGGGAUUUAGUUGAGCGAAUGAUUGUCCAGUUCCAUGACUUUUGCCCAUUCUUAGUUUUUGUACAUGUGUUUGCAGAACAAUUUAUACAUUUCAGACUGUAUCCCUAAAAAUCAACUGAGCAAAAACCAUCCAUGUGUCUCUGUCAAUAGGUUUACAAUGACUGAAAUUUUUAAAAAGCCAAAUUUAUGAAUAUAUUUCACCAUUUUGAAAAUUAUUUAUUCUGUUUAACUUAUUACAUUUUUUUCCUUGCCUUAUAUUUUCCAAAGUUCAGACCUCCCAGUAAUUUGCAUUUAAAAGUUAAUCUCUGGAAGUCUCUUUAAAUUCAACUUCAAAUAUAUUAUCUUAAUUAUUUCACAAUAAAUUACAAUGAAUUUUGUUUAUAUAGUGUUAUCGCAUGACUUUUUAAAAAAUGGAACAUUAUUAAAUAAGUUCUCCAUAGGUCACUGGAAAAACAAAGGUUAAGGGCACUUAAGGGUUUAUGGCAGUUAUUCAGAUUUACCCUGCUAUUAAGUGGUCGAGUUGGAGCUUAAAGAAAAACUCUUCAUCUAGAUAUUCAGAUGAGAUAUCAGGUUCUAAAUGUUUUGGGUAAUGAAUUUUUAUUUUUGUGGAAUUUUUUCUUCUUUGCCCUCUCCUUCAGUAGAAAAUUUUUGUAGUUGUUCAAACUUUCCACAGCCAAAAUUUGGAAUAUAUUACUCUUUUCUCCCAACAAAAUUUUGUUUACGGAUUAAAAAAAAACAAACAAACUGGUUUCUUACCAUUUUCUAAAAAAUACACUUUGCCAUUUUCACUUCUACUGUAGAUUUUGUGAUAACGCUAUAUACACAUUAGCAACAAUAAAAUGUAUAAAAUAAAAUUAAACCUUCCCAACUGAAAAAUGAUAGAGCUGGAAAAUAUGAAGGUGACCCAAGAUUGAGAUCAAGAGACCAGGGCCAAAUAUGGUCAUGCUCCCAGUGAGUUGACAAAGAGUGAUGUUGUCUCUGCCAGUGAAAUUUACCAGGAGCAAAACCAUCAGUUUCCUCUAGAGCUGCACUGUCCAAUAUGGUAGCUACUAUUGAUGUAAGGCGACUAAGCACCUGAAAUGGGUCUAUGAGUAUAAAAUACACACUGGAUUUCAAAGACUUAAUAUGAGAACAAUGUAAAAUAUCUCAUUAAUAUUUACAUUGGUUACGUGUUGAAAUGAUAGUAUUUUGGAUGCACUGGGAUAAAAUAUAUGAACGAAAAUAGUUUCAUGCUUCUUUUUACCUUUUAAUGUAGCUACUAGAAAGUAUUAAAAAUACAUCUGUGACUCACAUUUGUAAUUUGCAGUACAUUUCUAUUGGACAGUGAUGCUCUGAAGCAUCUCUACUGGUUUCACUCAGUUCAUGUAUAUCCACCAUUUGAAUUUCACAGGUAAAACGUAUUCAACCACUCAAAAAAUAUUGCUUUCGUUCAACUAAAAUUUGCUAUCUCUCCUUGAUUCCUAAUCUUCUAAUGGA
Molecule: messenger RNA, 8687 nt
Organism: Prionailurus viverrinus (fishing cat)
Lineage: Eukaryota; Metazoa; Chordata; Mammalia; Carnivora; Felidae
Gene: TRPC4
Product: transient receptor potential cation channel subfamily C member 4
Exons: 11
Coding region: 560-3493 (977 amino acids)
Biological process (GO): regulation of cytosolic calcium ion concentration; calcium ion transmembrane transport; manganese ion transport
Cellular component (GO): cation channel complex; membrane
Molecular function (GO): store-operated calcium channel activity; inositol 1,4,5 trisphosphate binding; protein binding
Source: RefSeq, a predicted model, not a curated record